CUCAUUCUCAGAGCAUUUUACUCUUCAAGUGGACUGACAGCCACUCAUCUCUGUAUAUUGAUUUGGGUGCGAGCAGCGUGUGUGUGUUGGUGGACUUUGGAUUAAACUGGGUCUUCAUGAGGGUAGCAGAGGACACACUCUCCCCUGGAAGAUGGGCAAUGUGUCAAAAACAGCCCUGUUUGUGUCCACUAUCUCUAGACAGCAUGAUGUCUUUAUGGGGUCACUUUAUUCUGUCUUCUGUGUACUGUCACUUUUGGGAAACGGGAUGCUUUUGUUUGUAGCGUACCGUAAGAGGUCAAGUUUAAAGCCGGCAGAGUUCUUCGUUGUGAAUCUGUCUGUGAGCGAUCUGGGGAUGACUCUGUCUCUGUUUCCAUUGGCUAUCCCAUCUGCUCUUGCACACAGGUGGUUAUUUGGCGAGGUAGUUUGCCUGUGCUAUGCUAUGUGUGGGGUUUUAUUUGGCUUGUGUAGCCUGACAAACCUGACUGCUUUGUCGUCAGUAUGCUGCCUCAAAGUGUGCUUCCCAAAUUACGGCAACAAAUUUUCAUCCAACCACGCUUGUGUGAUGGUGGCAGGGGUGUGGUGCUAUGCGUCCGUGUUUGCUGUGGGACCACUUGCUCGGUGGGGGAGUUUUGGACCAGAACCAUACGGAACCGCCUGCUGCAUAAACUGGUACUAUCCAUCCCACGAUGUCCUUGCCAUGUCUUACAUCAUCAGUCUCUUCAUCUUCUGUUAUGUGCUCCCGUGUACCAUCACCAUCCUCUCCUACACCUUAAUCCUGCUCACAGUGAGGGGGUCUCGCCAAGCCGUUAAACAACACGUUUCUCCACAAACCAAAGUGACAAAUGCACACACUCUCAUUGUCAAGCUCUCAGUGGCUGUAUGCAUUGGCUUCUUGACGGCCUGGAGUCCAUACGCAGUGGUCGCCAUGUGGGCGGCGUUCAGUGCCAAUGAGCAAGUCCCGCCCACAGCAUUUGCGCUGGCAGCUAUAUUUGCCAAAUCUUCCACCAUUUGUAACCCUAUGGUGUAUCUGCUCUUUAAACCUAACUUUCGAAAAUCACUGAGUCAGGACACUAGAAGCAUCCGCCACAGGAUUUGUUUGAGCCACAGCAAGGCCAGUCCUACAGCACAAAUAAAAGGCCAUCAAGGGCAGAGCUCUCAAACGUGUAACAAAAAGGAUGCCAGCAACUCCACACCCUUUUCCAGCAGCCAACCAGAGAGUUACGGAGCUUGUGUUCACCAUGCAGACACCCAGCGGCACUUCCAACAUCCCAGCACCCAGACAACCGCAUGUGUUCUGGAGGGAACCGUUCAGCCUGAAAUAACAGUGAGACAACUGACUGAAAACAUGUACAAUGACCUCCUGUGAGCGAAGCCCUAAAAGAGCCACAGUAUUCCAACAUCCACUCCUUCUCAGAACUAGAAGGCUGUAAUGUACACUGUAAACUCACAUUGUCUUUACAUUAGUCUCAAAAAGAACAAAACCUAAUAUGUGAAUAUUAUUUGUUAAAUAAAGUUAAAC
Messenger RNA from Triplophysa rosa, 1519 nucleotides. RefSeq names its product opsin 7, group member c (gene opn7c). The record is from RefSeq and is a predicted model, not a curated record. NCBI's taxonomy places the organism in Eukaryota, Metazoa, Chordata, Actinopteri, Cypriniformes, Nemacheilidae. The coding region runs from base 152 to 1366 and encodes 404 amino acids. Gene Ontology annotation, molecular function: G protein-coupled receptor activity. The transcript has 8 exons. Gene Ontology annotation, cellular component: membrane. Gene Ontology annotation, biological process: visual perception; G protein-coupled receptor signaling pathway.